Belonocnema kinseyi is the source of this 1248-nucleotide messenger RNA. RefSeq lists its product as uncharacterized. The coding region runs from base 1 to 1248 and encodes 415 amino acids. The transcript is spliced from 4 exons. The record is from RefSeq and is a predicted model, not a curated record. Gene Ontology annotation, molecular function: nucleic acid binding. NCBI's taxonomy places the organism in Eukaryota, Metazoa, Arthropoda, Insecta, Hymenoptera, Cynipidae.
AUGGCAGUGGAUCUUAGGCCUAUUAAAGAUGUCAUCACAAAGCGCCUUCUCGUCAGCCAGUCAGCCCAAUUAUUCGAUCCUCUAGGAUGGUUGGCACCGGUUAUCAUCGUCGCAAAGAUCUUUAUCCAGGAACUUUGGAAGCUUAAUUUUUCCUGGGAUGAUACUUUACCUGAAGAAGCUCGUCAUCGCUGGAUAAAAUAUUAUAAAGAUCUUCCUCGUCUUUCCGCUACAAAGGUCGCUACUGUUCAAACUGUUCCGCUUCCUCGUCUUGAGCUAUGUGCCUCAGUUUUGUUAUCUCGUCUCGUCGCUCACCUUCAAAUUCAACUGCGUUUUAAUGCUGCUCUACAUUUGUGGUCAGAUUCUAUGAACACACUUCAUUGGAUUUCAGCUGUUCCUACAAGAUGGAUGACAUACGUCGCGAAUCGGGUUUCGGAAAUUCAAACGAUCGUUCCUUCAGCAAUUUGGCAUCAUGUUCCGGGUGCAAAUAAUGCAGCUGACUGUGCUUCUCGCGGGUUGUCAGCUUGCGAACUUUCGCAGUUUUCACUCUGGUGGAAUGGUCCUCCGUGGCUUAAAAGACAAGAAGAGUGGCCUUCAUCUCUGCUUGGCCCUCCAGAAAAUACAGUGGCCAAAGAAGAACGUAGAGUUACUGUGAACGUAGCAGUUCGUGUUAAUGAACCGUGUGACCUUCCGAGUCGUUAUUCAUCUUUAGACAAAUUACUACGAAUUUCUAAGACUAGCACUCUAAUAAAGUUGACUCCAUUAUUUGAUGGUCAACUUCUUUGUGUCAGAGGUCGCUUAAAGCACUCUCUUCUCACUUAUGAUGAGAAGCAUCCACUGAUUCUACCUCCUGAGUCUAUUCUCACAACUCUUAUCAUCCACGACUGUUACCUUCGCUGUCUUCAUGGAGGUGUCCAACGUACCCUUGGAACGUUACGACAAUCUUAUUGGAUUCUUCGAGGUCGCAAUUUGGUCCGAUCAUUAAUUCAUCGGUGCAUUCCAUGCGUUAGAAACAGAGGUAAUACUCAGCAACAGCUGAUGAGUGACCUCUCUUCCAUUCGCAUUACUCCAUCUGAACGAGCAUUCAUGAACACUGGGGUAGACUAUGCUGGGCCCAUCAAUGUUCGCACCUCAAAAGGACGAGUUCACCAUUCCCACAAAGCCUGGAUUUGUAUUUUCGUCUGUUGUGCCUCCCGCUCAGUUCAUCUCGAGUUGGUCUUUGUCGAACGUUGUCUAGUGACGAUGGUAUGA